Ceratitis capitata (Mediterranean fruit fly) is the source of this 1094-nucleotide messenger RNA. RefSeq names its product akirin (gene akirin). The transcript has 4 exons. Bases 387 to 989 code for a protein of 200 amino acids. Gene Ontology annotation, cellular component: chromatin; nucleus. Gene Ontology annotation, molecular function: transcription coregulator activity. Gene Ontology annotation, biological process: positive regulation of innate immune response; positive regulation of transcription by RNA polymerase II. Lineage: Eukaryota; Metazoa; Arthropoda; Insecta; Diptera; Tephritidae. The record is from RefSeq and is a predicted model, not a curated record.
CCAUUACAUUUCUGAGGCAAAUCGAAAUUAGUCGUCGGGCAUCGUCACCAACUUUCAUUGUAUUAAAUAUUGCUAAAGAAUUUUGAAAGUUCAAAGAAGAUAAAAUAGCAUUUAUAUUAAACGUAAAUGUAAAAUUAAACUUGCUGGAUAUUUUUAUUGCGAGUUGAAGUGGCCUUUGAAAUUAUAUGAUCAAUAAUAGUGAACGAAAGUUUCCAUCUACAUAUUUCAAUUUGUGCAAAGAACGUGAAAACUGAAACGGUUGAAGAGAAGGAAGUGAUAUUGGUCGUGCAUUGGUGAGCAAAUUUUUUACCAUCUGUGGCAAUAAACUUAUAUACAUAUAACGAAUAUAAACUGGAACUUAACGAUCAAAAGUACUUUUAAUAACAAUGGCUUGUGCGACACUUAAGCGUACACUUGAUUGGGAAGCACUUAAUCAACGACCUACAAAACGAAGGCGUUGUAAUCCUCUUGGGCAAUCAGCAGGAACAACGCCAUCACGCUCGUCUGCAACUUCCACUUCACUAUAUGAAAAUGCACAGACAUCCAGUGGACGAAGUAUUUCCAAAGAACCACAACCCAAUCCAUUCACAGAAGCCAACCUAUCAAAAAUAUCUCCAGGUAAAAUGGCUCUGGAUAUUCGUAAUGAAAUCAAAAGACUUCAACGCUGUAAGCGACUGCAUUUUCCUUCGUCCACCGUAGAUGGCAUGCAACAGGAUUCAGAAUCGAGUGGUUCCGAAAUGGGUGCUGACAGUCCUCGUCGUCCAGACACUCCACCGAGCUUGGUGCGUAAUCCAGAAAAGGCUCUUUUUACAUUUAAACAGGUUCAGUUGAUAUGCGAACGUAUGCUGAAGGAACGAGAAGAUGAGAUACGUGAAAAAUAUAAUGAUGUACUGACUACUAAGCUCGCCGAACAGUACGACGCGUUUGUAAAAUUCACUUACGACCAGAUACAGAGGCGCUACGAAGCUACCCCAAGUUAUCUUUCAUAAUCGGACCUCAAGCGUACUUCAUUGCUAGUCGCUAAGAUUUCAUCAUAGCAUAUAUACACAUAUGUAUUUAUGCAUUUUUUUUUUUUUUUUUUUUUUUUUUUUUUU